Molecule: messenger RNA, 3043 nt
Organism: Xiphophorus couchianus (Monterrey platyfish)
Lineage: Eukaryota; Metazoa; Chordata; Actinopteri; Cyprinodontiformes; Poeciliidae
Gene: ctdspla
Product: CTD (carboxy-terminal domain, RNA polymerase II, polypeptide A) small phosphatase-like a
Exons: 8
Coding region: 484-1323 (279 amino acids)
Molecular function (GO): RNA polymerase II CTD heptapeptide repeat phosphatase activity
Source: RefSeq, a predicted model, not a curated record
AGCGCAAGCCUGUGGCAGGCAGGAGGACGGUCGCCAUCUCUGGGUAAACACUGUAACCAUAUUACGCAGUUGAUAUUGUAGUGUGUGGACUGAAGCCGGAGCGCACAGUAGCAGCAGCAGCAGCUACAGCCGCGGCAGAAGGCGGGGGCUAUGCUGCCCGCAGCAGCAGCGACCACAGAGGACACAUACGGCGGCUUCAGAGCAGGACUGACGCUUUUGUUUGUCUCCUGCACGUCGGAGCUGUCACUUCACGUCUGAAAGCGAUCCUUGGUGCGCUUUCAUCUUCCCGAACUGUUUUUUUUCCUCCCCCUCCAAUGUUUUUGAGCGGAUGGGACUUGCACGGUUCCAGUGAAAUGGGAUUUUAAUGGUGCACGUAGCAGUAGCCUGUGCACAGCCGGGGGACCGUAGUUGUAGCAGCGCGCGGGGUGAUGAUCGCCGAAGAAUAAAGCGGUGCAGCCCAAAGGUGCGCAACAUCUCGUUUCCAUGGACAACACGUCCAUAAUAACACAGGUUGCAAAUCCGAAAGAGGAGGAGAGCAUCUCAUCGAGUCAAGAUAAAGUCUCCCAGUCCAACAGCAGCCUAAAGAAGCACCGAAGUAGGAGCAUUUUUAGUCCUUUCUUUUGCUGCUUCCGCAACUACAAUGACUACCAUGUGGAGCCACCGCCCGCCAACAACAAGACACUUUCUCUGCCCCCUCCUCCAGAGGAGAAUGGCAGUCCUCCUAAGUAUGACGAGGUCCGGGUCCUCCCAAUACUCAGUCCUCCAGCCAAGUUCCUCCUGCCUGAGGUCAGUAUAGCCGACUAUGGCAAGAACUGUGUGGUGAUCGACCUGGAUGAAACCCUUGUACACAGCUCCUUUAAGCCCAUCAGUAAUGCAGACUUUAUCGUCCCGGUGGAGAUUGACGGCACUGUUCAUCAGGUGUACGUUUUGAAGAGGCCUCAUGUGGACGAAUUCCUCCAAAAGAUGGGGGAGUUGUUUGAAUGUGUCCUCUUCACCGCCAGUUUAGCCAAGUAUGCUGACCCUGUGGCAGACCUGCUGGACCAGUGGGGGGUGUUUCGCGCUCGGCUCUUCAGGGAAUCAUGUGUUUUCCACAGGGGAAAUUACGUCAAAGACCUCAGCCGGCUGGGCCGAGAGCUCCGAAAAGUCAUCAUUGUAGACAACUCUCCUGCCUCAUACAUCUUCCAUCCUGAAAAUGCAGUUCCGGUGCAGUCCUGGUUUGAUGACAUGACAGACACAGAGCUGUUGGAUUUGAUCCCUUUGUUUGAGGGUCUCAGUAAAGAGGAGGACGUUUACAGCCCCUUACAGAGCUUGAGGAACAGGUAGCAGAAAGGACAUCACCCCAUCUCUGCCACGGUCCUGCAGUCCGGCUCCCGUUCUCCAAUCCAAAGGGUGGCCAGUUUGAGCAUUUAAAAUGAACUGGUUUUAAUCUGGAGAAAAGGACUCUGUGGAUUCUUGCCAUCUGUUGAUUCCUGGACUCUUUCUACAGGACUCCGACUGACAUAAGAUUAUAUUACUGUAUGUAUAUAGUAAAUGUUUCUAUGAGUAAGAUAUACAGAAAAUAAUUUUUCUAUCAGAGAGAGGCAGUUUUACUAUUCUAUCAAGAUUCUGUCAGGUAAUAUUUUAGUUACUAAAAACAAUCAAAUUCACAGAUCAUAUUUUGUUUUGUUAUUUUGAAGACUGUGUGAGCUUUAUUUUCUUUUGUGUCGUUUUCUUUUUUGUCCCAACAACUGUGAUUUACCUUCUCCUACAGAAUGAAGUGCCUUCAUUACUGUGCUUACUUUGUUGUUUCGGGUUAUGGGGUUGGAAUCUCCAGAGACAUUGUUAUUUGUAAAUCCUAAAACAGAAGCUGAAAAUGAUUUUGUAAAAAAGAAAAAAAGUCCGGCAUUUAUCAAGCUAGCCUGGAUUACUGUAGGGUGUUUGAUAUCAGUAGCAGUAAAUUGUUCAAUUCGCCAAAGACGUUUACAGUUCAAUGUGAUCUGUGGCUUAACUACAAUAUUUAAUCCUUGACAGUGGCGGUACAUUUCUGACCCUGGAACAUACAAAAAGCCUGCCUAAUUUUUUUGAAAGACAAAAAUCAACAUUUGUGACCAUUUAUCAACUGAUAAAUGUUGCAUUUAUGAUGAAACUUAGAAAUUUGAAAAAAAAAAAAAUUAGCUUAUGUUUUACUGGACUAUGUUUACUUAGGCUGAGAGAUUUGGAUGAAUUGUAAAGAAAUGCUGUUAAAACUGUACUGUACGACAAAAAUAAAGUUGCAAAUUUGCACACUGUCAGCUUGUUAUCAAAGUGUAAGAACUUUGGCAAAACUCAGCAAAGACCUUCAUUUAGAUAGACUCAGAUGUUAUAUGGUACAUAUCAGGUUUGUUACAUGGUAGCUAUAUAGAUUUUCAUGACUGAAAUAUGUUUUUAAGUAUGUGAGUGAAAAACGCAUCACAAGUCAGCUAAACAAGGUUCCUGGCUAGCAAAGAGUGAUGAUUUUAUGUACAGAACAUCAAACAAGGCUUCAAUGAAUAACACAGUGGUCACCCAGAAUGAAAAUAGUGAUAAGACAUUUUCCAGUCUAGUGUGGGUUCUUAAGGUGAAGAUUUAUAAAGACAAUAUAUGCAAUCAAGAAAAGGAAGUUGAGAGAAAUAAUGUCUGAGAAAAGUAGAGGAGAGACCUAACAGACCGGCACUCUACCCAAAGAUUCAUAAUUGAUCAGUGGUGAGUCCAGUAUUCAUGUAAUUCCCCAAAAUGACAAAACAACUAAAACACUGGCAGUAUUCAGAUGAACAAAAUGUCUGCUUCAGUUCUGAACAGAAUCAUUAUUCUUAUGUUAACUAAUGUGCCCAAAACAUAAAAAAACAACACAUCCGUACUUUAUAAUUAAAAGUCCCUUUAGUGCAAAAAAAAAAAAAUAUGUAUCUUCCAGCUUAAACAUGUAAGUUAGAAGGGAGGUUAGAAAACUAAUAUAGUUUCUGCUACUCAUUUGGUCCAGACACUGAGAAUGAGACACUGGUCCAGGUAAUUAUCAUGGAAUAACUCGCUGGAGGAAAACUUGGAAAAA